GAAAUCAUCAGGCUGUAAUUUAUAUGUGUUUAAGGGCAGCGAUAGGAUUUAUAGAGAGAAGUUCAUCUGUGCAGGGGGUCAGAUGGCUCCCUUUAUUUAGCACACUAGGACAAACAUGUGUUAGUCAAGUAAGGGCAGAGGAAGAUCUCCCAAACACACUCCAGCCCCUGCACAUGUGGUCGACAUGUGUUGUCAUUUGUCUCCGCAGCUGCUGGGACAACACCUCAUAUCCAACCCCCCGCGCCAGUGAGUGUUUGGGACAUUAAGGAGACACAAGCGGCAUGGAUUCUCGGCUGUCGAAACAGAUCCAGUGCUCGGUGUGUUUGGGGGACUUCACGGAUCCGGUGAGCCUGCUGUGCGACCACACGUUCUGCCGGCAGUGCAUCAGCAAUCAUUCCCAAAGCUGCCGCCUGAAACUGUGUCCGGAAUGCAGGCGACCCUAUACCAUGUGGGACCUCCGCUCCAACCGAGUGCUGAGGAAUAUGGUGACCGCCGUGAGGGAGCACUUGAGCGAGCAGCAGGCCCUCAGGGACGGGAAUGUGGCGUCUUGCGGAGCCGGGGCGAGAGUGUUUGAGGAACCGGAGAAGCUGGUGUGUUCGGAUCAUCAGGAGAGGCUCAAGCUGUUCUGUGAGACAGAUCAGAAACUGGUGUGUCUGGUGUGUAGGGACGGUGAGAGGCAUCAGGGACACGCGUUCAAACCUGUGGAGGAGGCAGCGGAGCCCAGAAAGAAUUUAUUGUUAGAGCCUCUGAGCUUCCUGUCGAAAGAGAAUGAAGAGCUGCAGGCUCUCGUCAAGAAACAGACGAAUGAGAUCUCUAAAACCGAGGAAAGGUCUCGGCAGCUCUCUGCUCAGAUCUCUGCUCAGUUUGAGGAGAUGCACCAGUUUCUAAAGAAAAAGGAGGAGGAAGUGAAGAAAACGCUGGAGAAAGAGGAGAAAGAUACGAUAGAAAAGAUGAAAAGAAACAGAGCAGAAAUAGAAGAGAAGCUGAAUGAUGGAAGAGAGAAGGAAGGGAUUCUGCGCUCAGUCUUUGAGACGGAUCAACCUGACGGCUUUCUGCAGUGGUGGACAGAGAAAGGGCUGGACUUUGUCGAAGAGAUGAAAGAGAAAGAAAGCUGCUGUGAAAAUAAUGAUAUUGCUUCUCAAACGACCAAGUUCAAAUCAGCGGUGAGAAGCGUGAACUUGACACCUAAUUCUCUGUUCCUGGGCCUUCAUGAGACACACUUGCAGUUUAUUGUGUGGAAGGAGAUGCUGAGCUUUAUCAAACCAGUCCCUGAUCGUAAUGUCAUACAUGACUGUCAUGACCCAUACCUGAGGGUCUCCUCUGAUGGACGCAGUGUCGUACGCACAUCCAAAAAGGGGAUUUUCUUGCGUCACAAAGACUACAGGCCUCUGGCCAGGACCCACAAGACCUUCCAGGCAGGACAGCACUACUGGGAGGUGGACGUAGGAGCCAAGAUAGACUGGAGCGUGGGCUUCGACGGUGGGUCCAUAAGCAACUUAAACAAGGACAUCGGGCUUCACCUUAAGCACGACCGAGGCUACUGCAUCAAAGAGUAUGAGACUGUGACAGAGAUAGAUCUGACGGUGAAACCUCGCAGGAUAGGGCUGUACCUGGACUGUGACCGGUGUCAGGUGUGCUUCUAUAACGCAGAGGACAUGACUCUACUGCACACCUCCACAUACCCUUCAUCCAUCCCUUACUCCCUCAGCCUCUCUCCAGGAGCUCAUCUGGGAGGGAAGAAUGCUGAUCCGCUCACAGUGACCUGGAACUGAUCCAUCUGGGAUGCUUUAGUGAAGACGGUUAUAAGAAAUGGUCCAUUUGUGGGUUUUGAGGUGAUGUAAUAGUGCUUGAGAGAAACAUUACUGGCUGCUGUUUUUACUUCCUCAGUUUGUUGGUGAGUGCUUUGCUUUAUUUUGGUAACACUUUAUUUCGUUAGUCCACUUUAGACUUUCUACUACCAGUAAGUACUUUGCAAUUCCACGUCAACUAGCAGUCAUUAGAGGAUUGGUAGACUUUCUGCUUAUAUAUUAUAAUAUAUAAUUUGAAUAUACAACAUACUGACUGCCAUACUGAAACUUUAUUUGACAAAUAUUUGUCAGCUUAUUCUACUAAACCUAAACCUAUGCUCUAACAGUCUGAUCUGAGAGUUAGUACACACGUAGUUGCUAAUUAAUGAGAAUUAGUCGACAUGUAGUUACAAUUUACUUAAUAGUUAGUAGAAGGUUUAAAGAGGCUCUAAUAUGCACUAAAUUCUGAGACAUUUUUUUCUGUUCCUUUAGAGCCAUUUCUGCUACUUUAAAAGAAAAAUCAGUGAUGGCAAAGCCAUAAUUCUGAGAAAAAGUAAUAAUUCUUAUGAAAUAAUCACAUUUUAUCUCAAUUUCAACAUUUUAUAAUUUGAAAUUACUUUUUAUACCAUAAUUAUGACUGUUUAUGGCAUAACUGUCAUAUUACAUAACUGUUUUGUCAUAAAUAUGUGGUCAUAAUUACGAACUGUCUAAAUAAUGAUUGCAAUGCCAUCAUAAUGACUGCUUAUGUUAUAAUUACGAAUUCUUUGUCAUAAUUAUUUUAUUUCAUAAUGGCUGUAAUAAUGUCAUAGUGUCUGUGCGUGUAAUAAUUAGGACUGUUUGUCAUAAUUAGGACUUUUUUCACAAUUGUUAUGACAUAAUGACUGCGUAUGUCGUAAUGACUGUUAUAAUUAUGUUGUCAUAAUUAUGACUGUUUUGUUAUAAUUAUGUUAUCUCAUGAUUGCCAUAACUAUCACUCAGUAAUUUUAAAUAUUGUCAAUUAUUGUCUAUAAUACAAUAACAAAAUAUUGUCUAUAAUAUUAAUAAUUGUGACAUGGUAUGACUUUUUUUUUCCUAAUGACCUUUAGUCUGUGUUUUUUCUCAUGUGGUGUGAACUGGCCUUCAUAGUUAAUAUUUUAAAUACAGCAAGCAUUAUAAACUCACCUUUAUAUUUUAUACAUUAUAGCAAAAAGAAUAACUACAGAAAAUUAGUUCAUAUACAUACGUUAUGGACUGUUUGUUUGAAAUGUGAAAUAAUUUCUCAAACCUGAUAUUCGUGAUAUAUGCAGCAGUCAACAUUUGAAGUGUAUCAAAAUUUUUGCUGGUAGCAAACUUUUAUGAAAGGUUUGGAUGUACUUCAGAUGUUGGCUAGUAUACUUUAUGUAUAGAAUAUUCAAAAGAGAAAUGUUUCUUUAUGUGCCAUAAGGGCAGUGUUAUAAAUUAGCUCAAGAAAUCACGUUGUGGGGUCAAAUAUAUUAACAAUGUAAAAUCAGCUCCAUCUCAAUGAAUCAUACAAAGGAUUUGAUAUUAUAUCCCAAAGUGCAUAUUAGAAGUGAAUGUGCAAACAAGUAGUUUAGGAAUU
Molecule: messenger RNA, 3366 nt
Organism: Puntigrus tetrazona (Sumatra barb)
Lineage: Eukaryota; Metazoa; Chordata; Actinopteri; Cypriniformes; Cyprinidae
Gene: trim109
Product: tripartite motif containing 109
Exons: 6
Coding region: 282-1772 (496 amino acids)
Molecular function (GO): zinc ion binding
Source: RefSeq, a predicted model, not a curated record